Messenger RNA from Nezara viridula (southern green stink bug), 2420 nucleotides. The record is from the annotation of a GenBank genome assembly. NCBI's taxonomy places the organism in Eukaryota, Metazoa, Arthropoda, Insecta, Hemiptera, Pentatomidae.
UUGUUUGUUUAUGUUAUGGAUAAAGUAAGGUCAAUCUGAACCUUGAUCCUAAUGUAAUUACUGAGCCGUUGAUAUGACGGUUCAUGCAUUGCUACAUUUUUUGGGAAGAGAAGUUAUAAACAGAUAAAUGUGCAGAAUUAAAAUGGCCCAGGAUGGAAGUCCAAAAGAAACUAUUGAGUCUUUGACAAAAGAAGUGGAAAUAUUGAAGGCUAGACUAGAAGAUGAAAGACAAAAACUGAAUGAUGUUAGUUUAGCUUCAGUUGGCGAAAGGUUAGAAACAAUCAAUUUUCAGAACAUAAAACCAAGGCGUCUUUUAAAGGGCCAUCAAGCUAAAGUUCUAUGUUCAGAUUGGGCACCUGAUAAACGUCACAUUGUAUCCUCUUCUCAGGAUGGAAAGAUGAUUAUUUGGGAUGCAUUUACCACUAAUAAAGAACAUGCUGUUACAAUGCCUACAACCUGGGUAAUGGCAUGUGCCUAUGCCCCUUCGGGCAACUUUGUUGCUUGUGGAGGACUCGACAACAAAAUUACAGUUUAUUCAAUUAGUUUUGAAGAAGACGCUUCAAGUAAGAAGAAAAAUGUCGGGACACACACCAGUUAUACAUCAUGCUGCACGUUCCCUAAUUCAGAUCAGCAGAUUUUAACUGGAAGUGGAGACUCAAGUUGUGCCUUAUGGGAUGUCGAAUCGGGACAACUUCUACAAAAUUUUCAUGGCCAUACUAGUGAUGUUAUGUCAUUAGAUUUAGCCCCAUCUGAAGCAGGAAAUACUUUUGUUUCUGGUAGCUGUGACAGAAAAGUGUUUGUUUGGGAUAUGAGGACUGGCAAUUGUGUACAAUCUUUUGAAGGACAUUUAUCAGAUAUCAAUAGUGUUAAAUUUCAUCCAAGUGGUGAUGCUGUCGCCACUGGCUCAGAUGAUUCAACAUGUCGUUUAUUUGAUCUGAGAGCAGACAAAGAAGUCGCAGUUUACACUAAGGAAAGUAUUAUUUUCGGUGCCAAUUGUGUUGACUUCUCUGUCAGCGGAAGAUUGCUGUUUGCUGGUUAUAAUGAUUAUACCAUUAAUGUAUGGGACACAUUAAAAUGUGUUAGAGUUAGUUUGCUAUAUGGCCAUGAAAAUAGAGUUUCGUGUCUCCAAGUUUCACCAGAUGGCACUGCUUUAUCAACGGGUAGUUGGGAUUCCACUCUAAGGGUAUGGGCUUAAAACUGGAAUCCUUUUGUACUGUUAAAUAGUAGGGAAAAUAGUUGUAUUAUAGGUUUUGAACAUUAAUCUGGGUUAGCUUAUUUCCAUUUAUUAAAAGCUGCAAAAUUAUUAAAAGUAUAAUAAUUUUAACUAUUUUGUAAGACACAUGUUAGUAUAAAUUUAAUCAACAUUUCAUGAACAAUAUCGCUGUGAUAACUUUAAAAAAGACAAAAUGAUUAUUAAAGAAACAAGUGGAUAAAGCUAGCCCUAUUGAAUUUUCAUUCAAGUAUUAACUACUCCUUUAGUAAUACUCAUGCAUAUUCCUGUGAAUUACUAAAUUAUAAGAUUGUUAAUAUGUAAAAAUGAAUUUUGGCAACAAUGUACAACAUUUGAAAAGUGAAAAAAGUAGUCAUUAACUUAACUUAAUGACUAUUUUUUUUUCUAGCCUGCUUGAAUUUGUUAAAUGUACGUAAUAAAUGAAGAAUUAGUAUUUCAUUAUUCAAUAAAUUCUCUAUCUUUUGAAAUGGUUUAAAUUAGGUUUUGAUAUUUAAUUGAAAAUUAAUUUUGUUUAAUGUACAUUAAUGUUAAUGCUUAUUCAGUUACUUCCCUGAUACAUAAACACAUUAUUCUAUGCUACCUGUUUUAAUGAUAUGUAUAAAGUUUUCAUUUUUUCACAUCAAUAUUUCUAAUGACCUUAUUAUGAGUCAAUUAUCACACAUUGGAGCAUAGUUUAAAGUAACAUAUGUUGUAAAUAUCAUAUCUGCAUACCUCAAAUUAUAUAUUAGUAAUACUGUAACAUUAAAUCUGUUGAUUAAUAUAAUAGUUUGUGAAUGAUUUACAGCACCACGGAACUCAACUAAAUCCAUAAUAUCUUAUAUUAUGUUACAUUUGUUUGUAUGCUAAGGUCUGAGUAACAAUGAUAUUGUUACAAAGACUAUAUUAAGAAUGUACUUUAUAGUUAUUUCCAGUAAAGUUUAUGUAGCAUUACUAGUUGAAACUUAAUGCUACUAGAUAUUGCUGGUCAAGUUUCAGUUCCCAUCUACUGCACUGGACAUUAUUAUAGUAUUUAGGAAUAAUUAUACUUUCAGUUUAUAUAUUUCUUAUACUUCAGUUUAUUUUCUUUCUAUAAAUGUAAAUUUACUUCUGAAAUUUAUAAUUGUGUCAUUAUUAAUUUAAUUUAUAGUUUAUUAUUAUUUGCUAGUUAAAUUAAUUAUUUAAUUUUCUCUAUAAAUGUAAAUUUACUUCU